CCUUAUGAUGCAAUCCAGUAAAGUAAACUUGCUUUUGGAACAAUAAACCUGUCACAUCAUUUUCACCAAUGAUGUGCUUUUUCCUUAAAGGAAGGCGGGGUUUCUUGUAAGUAUCAGGGCCAUAAAUAAGAGGGUCCUAUGUCAGGGAAAUUAGAAGUCUGUUAACAUAAGCGAAUAGUCAGACUGAGCAUUAGAGGGCUUUUCUAAACCAUUUAAGUCUGUUGAAAUUGAACUGCACAGAGAUUAGAAAGUUUAGAUAUAAGAUCAACAGUAAGAGACUAUUUUCUUUUAGUUGGCCAGUUAGCCGUGUUGAAGGCAGCAUGAAUCCUGUGCACAGUACCUUGUUGUCUUCAGUGCUUCUUUUCACCCUCAGAAUUCAGGAGCUGGUAGAGGCAUGCAGCUGUGCCCCUGCACAUCCACAGCAGCUAAUCUGUGAUUCUGCUUUAGUAAUUCGUGCAAAAAUAUCCAGUGAAAAGGUGGUUCCUGCCAGUGAUGACCCGCUUGACACUCACAAAAUGAUCCGGUAUGAAAUCAAACAAAUAAAGAUGUUUAAGGGGUUUGAAAAACUGAACGAUGUUCAGUAUGUCUAUACUCCUUUUGAUUCAUCUCUCUGUGGAGUGAAACUAGAAGCUAACAACAAGAAACAAUAUCUCCUCACAGGCCAAAUAUUAAAUGAUGGUAAAGUUCUCAUCCAUUUAUGCAAUUACAUUGAACCGUGGGAUGAUCUAUCCUUGUCUCAAAAGAAGAGUCUUAACCAGAGGUACCAAAUGGGCUGUGGCUGCAAAAUUACUACCUGCUACAUGGUGCCCUGCUCAAUCACUACACCAAACGAGUGUCUCUGGACAGACUGGCUGAUAGAAAGGAAGCUGUAUGGGCACCAGGCCAAGCAUUAUGCCUGUAUCAAGCGAAGUGAUGGCACUUGCAGCUGGUACCGAGGUGGCCCCCCGCCAGAGAAAGUGUUUACUGACAUCAGCGAACCUUAAAAUGAUCACUUCCUAAAAAGCCUGGGAGGCUAAUUCCAUCAAACGUUGCACGCUCACAGCUUUGAACUGCCAACAUCUUAUGUAUCUGUUGCUUAGAAACAAAAACAAAUUGUGCUUACAAGUAAAGUACAGAGUUUGUGGAAUUGGCACCCAGGCAAGAAGAAGAACAAAUCUCUUGGAGGUAGCUUAUAAAGUUCUGCUUUGUAUACAGGGGCUUUAGUUGAGAAUGGUCCUCUGUGUUCUCAGAGGCAUAACAACUUUCCUUUUUACCAAUAUGAAUGUAGAAGAACAAAAGAAUGAUCAGAUUUUUGCCCCCUACUCCAGUUACCUAGCAGAUUAAGAAAACCCUGUGUUUCAGUCCAAAACAGUCUUUCUGAUACGUGAAGAAUGUUUUAUACAACUAUUUUUUUUUCUGUAUGGAAGCCUUCUGAUAAAAAUAAUAAUUAUUGUAAAGUGUAUAUGUAAAGUAUUAUAACAAUGUGCUGUAAAAAAAGAUUCAAAGAUUCAUGUUUUCUUCAUAUUUGUUGAAACAAGUUAAACAUUUUUCUGAUUAAAAACUUGGUUUUUUUUGUAUGUUA
This is a messenger RNA of Trachemys scripta elegans, 1561 nucleotides long. RefSeq names its product TIMP metallopeptidase inhibitor 4 (gene TIMP4). NCBI's taxonomy places the organism in Eukaryota, Metazoa, Chordata, Testudines, Emydidae. Gene Ontology annotation, molecular function: metalloendopeptidase inhibitor activity; protease binding. The coding region runs from base 321 to 983 and encodes 220 amino acids. The transcript has 5 exons. Gene Ontology annotation, biological process: negative regulation of endopeptidase activity; negative regulation of membrane protein ectodomain proteolysis. Gene Ontology annotation, cellular component: extracellular matrix. The record is from RefSeq and is a predicted model, not a curated record.